Molecule: messenger RNA, 849 nt
Organism: Rotaria socialis
Lineage: Eukaryota; Metazoa; Rotifera; Eurotatoria; Philodinida; Philodinidae
Source: the annotation of a GenBank genome assembly
AUGGCUCCACCAAAAUUUUCUGAUCUUAACAAACAAGUUUCCGACAUUUUCAAUAAAGGAUUCUUUUUUAAUGUAUUCAAACUUGACGUUAAAACUCGUACAGCCAAUGGAGUGAAUUUUAAUGUCGUUGGCGAACACAACACCGAAACAUCGCGAACAUCCGGAAGUCUCGAAACAAAAUACGUUGUUCCAGAAUAUGGUUUAACAUUUUUGGAAAAAUGGAACACAGAUAAUUUACUUAAAUGUGAAAUAACAGCCGAUAAUCGAUUAGCAGAAGGAUUUAAAGUUGUAUUCGAUGCAAGUCUUGUACCAAAUACCGGGAAAAAAACAGCUGAACUUCGCACAGCAUAUACACACGAUAAAGCUCAUGUUGAAACGAAUGUUGCUUUUGAUAAAGAUGGUCCUAUUCUCAAUGGAGCACUUGUUUUGGGUCAUCAAGGUUGGCUAGGUGGUUAUCAAUAUGUUUUCAAUACAGCUCGAUCAACAUUGACCAAAAAUAAUUUUGCUGUUGGCUUCAAAGCUAAAGAUUUCACAUUAUUUGCAAACAUGAAUGAUGGUAAUGAAGUUGGUGGUAGCGUUUACCAACGUAUCAACGAUCAACUUGAGACUGGUGUACAGUUAGCUUGGACAGCUGGUUCAAAUCAAACGCGAUUUGCACUUGCAUCAAAAUAUCAACUUGAUUCGCAAACUUUAGUUAGCGCAAAAGUAAAUAAUAUUUGUCAAGUUGGUCUUUCAUUUCAACAACUUUUACGACCAGGUGUCAAAUUGACUUUGUCGGCAUUGUUCGAAGCAAAAAAUUUGAACGCCGGUGGACACAAAGUUGGCUUCGGACUCGAACUUGAUGCAUAA